Messenger RNA from Sebastes umbrosus (honeycomb rockfish), 1555 nucleotides. RefSeq names its product protocadherin gamma-C3 (gene pcdh2a7). The transcript has a single exon. Gene Ontology annotation, biological process: homophilic cell-cell adhesion. Gene Ontology annotation, molecular function: calcium ion binding. Gene Ontology annotation, cellular component: plasma membrane. The coding region runs from base 245 to 1555 and encodes 436 amino acids. Lineage: Eukaryota; Metazoa; Chordata; Actinopteri; Perciformes; Sebastidae. The record is from RefSeq and is a predicted model, not a curated record.
AACAGGCAAAGACUGCCAUGACUGUGAUUCGUUGUCAGUAGGGCAGAUAGAGGAAAGCGGACAGCUCCGUGGUGCUGAAACGAAACGCCGAAAACGCGAUCACCUUUUUUCGCACGCCGAUAUAUCAUCAGAAUUCAAUUUAUAUGAAUAUGCUUGAAAUCACGUCCGUAAAUGAAAAUGAAGAUUUGAAUAACACUGGAACGUACAUCAUAUUGGCUGAACUGCGGUGAACCAGCACACAACAAUGGGGUCCUUUGUAAUAAUGCAGUCUUGCAAAAGGUACGUGCUGCUCGCUAUUGUUCUUUCUUUCAUUCGUAACAUAUCGACUUCAAUGACUCAUUAUUCAAUACCGGAGGAGAUGAAAGAAGGAUCUGUUGUCGCUAAUCUUGCUACCGAUCUCAGCCUGGAUGUUACAACACUGAAUCAGAGGAAGAUGCGUCUGGACAUCAUUGCAAAUAAGAAAUAUCUGGAUGUGAACAAAGAGACUGGUGAACUGAUUAUUGUUGAGAAGAUUGACAGGGAAAAUAUUUGUUCCGCAAAGUCGUCUUGCUAUCUCAGAUUGGAAGCUACAUUAGAAAAUCCUCUACGAAUAUUUAAUAUAGAAGUAGAAAUUUUGGAUAUGAACGACAACGCCCCACAGUUUCGACGAGACGCCAUACAUUUAGAUAUUUCUGAAGCAACGCCAAAAGGAGAGAGAUUCUCUCUCAGUAAUGCAGUUGAUCCUGAUGUUGGAAGCAAUUCAUUGAAAACAUAUCAUUUGAGUGAAAGUGAACAUUUUAAUAUUGAACUUAACACUGGAAGAGAAGGAACAAAGUUUGCCGAAUUAAUCUUAACAAAGGCUUUAGACAGAGAGCAGCAGGCUGUUCAUAAUUUAAUACUCACAGCUGUAGAUGGAGGCACACCUGCUCGUUCUGGCACUGCAAGUGUUAUUGUUCAUGUUUCCGACACAAAUGAUAAUGCACCUACUUUUAACAAAGCAAACUACAGUUUAAAAAUAAUGGAAAAUUCUCCCAUCGGAAGUGUUGUUGUUCAUCUCAAUGCAACAGACUUAGAUGAGGGAUCAAAUUCUGAUAUAACAUAUUCAUAUAGUUUAUAUACGUCAGAGAAAACACAAGAAACAUUUAAUCUGAAUCCUUCAACUGGUGAAAUUACUGUUAAAGGAAUGUUAAAUUAUGAGGAUUUCAGGAUUUAUGAUAUGGAAGUUAUAGCAACUGAUAAAGGAGCCAAUAGUUUAUCAAGUCAAUGUACUGUUAAAAUCGUGGUUGAAGACAUGAACGACAACCACCCAGAAAUAUCUAUUAAAUCAUUUCAGAGUCCAGUCAAUGAAAACAUAGAAUUAGACACAGUGAUAGCUGUAGUUAGUGUCAGUGAUAAAGACUCUGGAGACAAUGGAGUGGUUGAUCUUCAUAUUCCAGAUAAUAUGCCUUUCAAACUGAGGGAAUCCUCUGAUAACUAUUAUGAAUUAGUAGUGUCAGAGCCAUUAGACCGUGAGAAGGUUCCAGAAUAUGACGUCACGUUCACUGUGACAGACAGAGGUUUCUCCUCCUUUAUCUGA